ACCGGCGGUGUGGAGUUUUGGCGGCAAGCAGAGCGCAGCGGCUGGUUGAUGAAGCAGGGGGAGUUCAUGAAGACGUGGCGGCGAAGGUGGUUCAUUCUCAAAGACGGCAAGAUAUUUUGGUUCAAGUCGGACAUAGUGGGGCCGAACACGCAGCCACGCGGCAUCAUCGAGGUGAACAAGUGCCUGUCCAUCAAAGGCGCCGAGGACGCCAUCAACAAGCCGCACGCCUUUGAGAUCAGCACCACUGACCAAAACAUGUACUUCAUUGCCGAUUCAGACAAGGAGAAGGAGGACUGGAUCAAUGCGGUGGGGCGGGCCAUUGUGCGGCACUCCAAGAGCAUGAUGGACAGAGACCAGGUG
Molecule: messenger RNA, 360 nt
Organism: Chlorella variabilis
Lineage: Eukaryota; Viridiplantae; Chlorophyta; Trebouxiophyceae; Chlorellales; Chlorellaceae
Exons: 5
Source: RefSeq, a predicted model, not a curated record